Molecule: messenger RNA, 7696 nt
Organism: Rhincodon typus (whale shark)
Lineage: Eukaryota; Metazoa; Chordata; Chondrichthyes; Orectolobiformes; Rhincodontidae
Gene: myo1d
Product: myosin 1D
Exons: 22
Coding region: 343-3363 (1006 amino acids)
Biological process (GO): vesicle transport along actin filament; actin filament organization
Cellular component (GO): cytoplasm; actin cytoskeleton; plasma membrane
Molecular function (GO): microfilament motor activity; ATP binding; actin filament binding
Source: RefSeq, a predicted model, not a curated record
CCAGCGUCGGGAGCGCGCCCGCCUUCUGCGCUGACAAGUCUCGCCCAGGUGAGGUGCGGCUGUAACUGGUCGAAGGAGGAAGGCGCGAGCGAGUGAGUGAGGAAAGGGAUCCUAAUCCGGGCGGAAAGCUCCAUCAACAUCACUGCAUUGAAAGGAAGAAAAAUAGACUGUGGAACCCAAAGGAAACCUGUCUGGGAGGUUAAAAGUCUGAGAGAGAGAGAGAGAGAGAGAAAAAGAAAAAGAAAAAGAAAAAGAGUCGGAGUUCAGGUUAAAGAAAGAAAGUCUGUCCUAUCUUCUGUUCCUCUCUCUCUCUCUCUCUCUGCCGGUCCGGAGGGGGAAACCAUGGCGGAGCAGGAAAGCCUAGAGUUCGGGAAGGCAGACUUUGUCCUCCUGGACACCGUCAGCAUGUCAGAAUUCAUGGCAAACCUGAAACUGAGGUUUGAGAAGGGCAAAAUUUAUACUUACAUUGGUGAAGUGGUGGUUUCCAUUAACCCUUAUCGUCCUAUGAAUAUCUAUGGAAAGGACACCAUUGAACAAUACAAGGGGCGUGAACUAUAUGAGAGACCACCUCACCUAUUCGCAAUUGCAGAUGCAACAUACAAAGCCAUGAAGCGGAGGUCAAGGGACACCUGUAUUGUCAUAUCAGGGGAGAGUGGUGCUGGCAAAACAGAGGCUAGUAAAUACAUCAUGCAGUUCAUUGCGGCUAUUACGAAUCCCAGCCAACGUCAGGAGGUGGAAAGGGUCAAGAAUAUGUUGUUAAAGUCAAAUUGUGUACUGGAAGCCUUUGGAAAUGCAAAAACCAACCGUAAUGACAAUUCCAGUCGAUUCGGAAAGUACAUGGACAUUAAUUUUGACUUUAAAGGUGACCCAAUAGGGGGCCACAUCAAUAACUAUCUCUUGGAAAAAUCUCGUGUUAUAGUGCAACAGCGAGGAGAACGAAACUUCCACUCUUUUUACCAGUUAUUGUUGGGUGGUCCUGAGAAACUGCUACGAACUUUGCACAUUCAGAAAGAUCCAACCGCCUACAACUUCAUCAAGGGUGGAGGAGUAGUGAAGUCUGCUAUAAACGAUGCUGCAGAAUUUAAAGCUGUCGCAGAUGCCAUGAAAGUGAUUGGUUUCACUGCUGAAGAAAUUCAGACGGUCUAUAAAAUUCUGGCCACUAUUCUGCACCUGGGAAACUUGAAGUUUGCAAUGGAUGGUGACUCGGUUUUCAUUGAAAACAGUAAAUUGGUGUCCGUGAUUGCAGAGCUGCUUUCGACAAAAAGUGACUUCGUGGAGAAGGCCUUGUUGUAUCGGACUGUAGCUACAGGCCGGGAUGUGAUUGACAAACAACACACAGACCAGGAGGCAAGCUAUGGAAGGGAUGCAUUUGCCAAGGCAAUAUAUGAUCGGCUUUUCUGCUGGAUUGUCAACCGAAUUAAUGACAUUAUUGAAGUUAAGAAUUAUGAUGCCAAAAUCCAUGGGAAGAACACAGUUAUUGGUGUCUUGGACAUCUAUGGCUUUGAGAUCUUUGACAACAACAGUUUGGAACAGUUUUGUAUUAACUACUGCAAUGAGAAACUGCAACAGCUCUUCAUUCAGCUCGUCCUGAAGCAGGAACAGGAAGAGUAUCAGCGUGAAGGUAUCCCCUGGAGACAUAUUGACUACUUUAACAAUCAGAUCAUUGUGGAUUUGGUGGAGCAGCAGCACAAGGGUAUCAUUUCAAUUCUGGACGAUGCCUGUGUAAAUGUUGGGAAAGUCACUGAUAAGAUGUUCUUGGAUGCUUUGAACACCAAACUACAAAAACAUGCACAUUAUUCCAGCCGGAAGCUUUGUGCAACUGAUAAAACACUGGACUUUGAUCGAGAUUUUCGCAUUAAGCACUAUGCUGGGCAUGUUGUAUAUUCCGUAAUUGGCUUCAUUGACAAGAACAAGGAUACUUUAUUCCAGGACUUCAAACGGCUAAUGUACAACAGCUCAAAUCCUGUGCUGAAGAAUAUGUGGCCGGAGGGGAAGCUCAGCAUCACAGAAGUGACUAAACGGCCUUUGACUGCUGCCACUUUGUUCAAAUCCUCCAUGAUUGCAUUGGUAGAAAACUUGGCAUCAAAAGAGCCCUAUUAUGUCCGUUGUAUCAAGCCCAAUGAGCAGAAAUCUCCACUGCUGUUUGAUGAUCAGCGCUGUCAGCACCAAGUUGAAUAUUUAGGUUUAAUGGAGAAUGUUCGUGUCCGAAGGGCAGGGUUUGCUUAUCGACAGUCCUACGAUCGGUUUCUUCAGAGGUAUAAGAUGAUUUCAGAGUUCACAUGGCCAAAUCAUGACAUGCGAUCUGAUCAAGAGGCUGUGAAGAAGCUAGUAGAGUGCUGCGGGUUUCAGCAUGAUGUGGCUUAUGGGAAGACUAAGCUCUUCAUUCGGACUCCAAGAACAUUGUUCACUCUGGAGGAUCGGCGGACACAGAUGAUUGAAAGGAUCGUCCUUUUCCUGCAGAAGGUCUGGAGGGGUACCAUAGCUCGAAUUCAUUACAAACGCACAAGAGCUGCUUACAUUAUUAUAAAACACUACAGAAAGUACAAAGUGAAGUCCUAUAUCUGGGAGGUGGGCAGACGUUUCCAGAACGUUGGAAGCAUGAAGGAUUAUGGGAAACACGUGAAAUGGCCGACUCCACCCAAGGUCCUGCGAAAAUUUGAGGACACUUUGCAAUCUGUUUAUCAAAGGUGGAGAGCAUAUCAGCUGAUUAAGAGUAUCCCACCUGCUGACUUGCUGCAGGUCAGAGCAAAGGUUGCAGCUGUGGAGAACCUGAAGGGUCAGCGGGGUGACCUGGGCCUGCAGAGAAGCUGGGAGGGCAAUUACCUGGCAACUAAACGGGAUAACCCACAGAUGACACCUGCCUUCUCUGCAAGAGCCAAUGAGCUGAAGCGAAAAGACAAAUACAUGAACACACUCUUUUCCAGUCAUGUACGGAAGAUAAAUCGAUUUAAUAAAUCUGAGGACCGUGCCAUUUUCAUCACUGACCGGCAUCUGUACAAGUUGGAUCCUCUGAAGCAGUAUCAAGUGAUGAAGACUAUUCCUUUGUAUAAUGUUACUGGAGUGAGCGUAUCAACAGGAAAGGAUCAGCUUGUUGUGUUCCACACCAAGGAUAAUAAAGACCUCAUUGUGUGCCUUGAUAAAAUGCAGCCAGCCAAUGAGAACCGCAUCGGCGAGCUUGUGGGUGUUGUGGCCAAUCAUUUCAGAAGUGAGAAGAGGCACUUCCAAGUGAAGGUGUGUGACCCCAUUCAAUGCUCCAUGCAUGGGAAGAAGUGUACCAUCGCCGUGGAGACCAAGAUCAACCAGUCACAGCCUGACUUCACCAAGACACGCUCAGGAUAUGUUCUCUCAUGGCCUGGGAACUAGAACUGCCUCCGCCUUUCUGAGUUUCAUCUCAUCCAAAGCCAGAAUGCCAUUUAAACACCAUUAAUUCAUAGGCUAGCACCAUUAAUGCUGGAGGCAAUGAAAGGACCAGGCCAGGUUGAUGUAACUCUCAUAGUGCAAAAUUAAUGCCCUCCAGUAGUCUCACCUCUUCUGUCUGACCUGCAUUAAGCUCCAUGCUGUGUUUAAUUUUCGUUGCCACGUUCUUUGACCUGUACUCGCUAAAAUUGGCUUUGUCUCUUUUUUUUCACCUCUUAGCUGGUUUCUGCAUUUCUUUAAAAAUGACAAUCAUGCACAGCAGGCUUUAGACUAUAGCUUAUUAGGGUUAAGGACUUUUGCACUCUAUUUAUUGCUUUUAUUAAAGUAAACCUUAUUUUAAUAAUAGAAAGAUAUGGAGCAAGAUUCUACAAUAUAAAAAUGAUAAAUGAGUUUACGGAUUUAGAAUAUCUAUUUCAUUAUUAGAGUACCAGAAUUUGUGGUGCUAAUCUGGUUUUCGAGUGCCUGUUUAUUAAUUUACUGGAGUCAAAUUUCUGCUAACUUUACUGAGUUUGGAAUAUUUUGUUAGACUGAGACAAUUGUCUGAAAAUGGAUUCAAACAGUUCAUUCUCUAAUUCUCAUCCUGUGUGAUUGACACGAUAUGGUCACCAUAUGAAAAUCAGACCAUAUUGCAGUUUCUUAUAAAAAAGUGAAGUCACCUUGUCUAGUAUCUCUAAAGGAACAAAAAAAAUUAUCAUUUGCAAAGUAUUUUCUACUAUUGAAUCUAGUUUGCACAAGGUUUAUGUAAUGUCAGCCACGAAUCAAAUUUUAAACCACUCUCGACUUUUCUUUUCACACCUCCCACUCACCUCCACCUCUCCCCGUAUGCACAUGUACUUUCAAACUUGGAUCAAUCAGAUCAGAAGUUGUGCUGGGGGACCUCAUCAACACCUUGUGGUAGCAUUAUUACAACCUGUAUGAUCACAGCUUAAUAUUUGAUUGUACAGCACAACACAAGGUUUGUCGUUAGAUUAUCUGAAUCUUAUUUGAGAGUCUUUUAUGAGGGUGCCACAUUUUUUUCUCCCCCUUAAUCUAAUUCCCCCACCUCUGCAUCUCUAGACCAGCACCUCAAGUAGCUCAGUGAGUAUGAAUGUAAGCCAGUCUACAAGAUCAGUGUCACCUGUAGCUGGCUACUAGGUGGAACCAAGGACUGCCCAUCUGAGAUUAAAAGUCUACCCAGUAUGUCCCCUCUUUUUUGUACCUGCGCCCAUUGCCCCUCCACAAACUGGGAGUCUCAGUUAAUCAAUUAAUACAGUAUCUCCCUACUCGAUGAGAAGGCAAACGGAGCACAGAAAGCUGCAUUCGCUCAAUGGCACUGAGUGGCAGACGCUUAUGUAGUGCUAUUUCAGUACAAACAUUGUGCUUGCUUUAUGCGAAAGGUCUCUGUUUCUCAGUACUGUAUUUCCAUUGCUAUCGACCAAGGAUAAGUCAAGAUAGAUCUAGAUAGGAAUCAGUCAGUUGUUUAUUUACAUAUAUUAUAUAAAGGGGUAUUCAAAAUUGAAGGAGGUAGGUUCUCAAUACUGCAGAAUGGUUUAGUGAUUUCUGUGAAGUGAUUAAUUUUCUAUGAAAUUCUAACCGGGUUCACAGUGAAAUAACAAUGAUUAUUUUCCUUUUGCACUGUUUGCCAAUUGUGCGAUAUUGUCUACAUAACGACAGGUGAGUACCAAUCAAAUCAAAUUUCUGCAGAGCUCCCCAAUCUCUGAUUGAACAAUUGGCAGAAACCUCCAGAAAUGUACAUGCAUAACUGUUUACCAAAGGUUUUCCUCUGAAGUUACAAGAGGAGAUCAAUCGUUUAUGUGGGAUUUCUCUAUAAUAUGGAAAAUUCUUGAAGUGACAGGUGAAAAUAAUCCACAGAGCAAGCUGGUUAGCAUCUGAAAGUGAUAAAUAAGCUAACAUUCCACAAAAAGAGUUCUGAUUAAGGAUCGCCACUGAGGAAUGAACCUAUCUGUACUUACAUCAGGUGUUGAUUGCAUUUCCAUUAGAAGAGUUAGAUCUACAAUUUUGGCAGAAGUUCCUGUAGUGUGAGCAUUGUUUAUGGUAGUAAUUUUCCCCCUGGUCCGAAGAUCACAGAUUCAAAUCCAACUCCAAGGCGUGAGUACAGAUGACCUGAGGAGUGCUGCACUGUCAGCGAUGUCACAUUUCAGAUGAUAUAUUAAACUGAGGCCCUUUUUGCCCUCUUAGUUGAACACAAAAUGUCUGAAGCAAUAUAUGGAGAUUUGCCUGUGUUCUGGCAAAUAGCAUUUCCUCAGGUGGUCAUUGCUGUAAGACCUUGCUGUAUGCAUGCGGCUCUAAGAUUGUUUAAAAGUCAGCACACUUUAGGACUGACCAGGAUGUGAAAUGUAAGUUCAUUCAUUCUUCCUAUGGUACUGUAGUCCAAAUAACACUGUUCUUUAGCAAUGAUGUCAGAACCAUGGAAACAGUGCAUAGGGGCAGGUCUGUCUUAACUCUUUAUUUUAAAGAAAUGAUAAAUACGAUUUCUAUUGAAAUACUCUUCUUUGCAUUUUAAACCACUUCCCUUUUGCACGCCAACAUUAUCUACGUUCCUUGAUGAGAUCAUUUUCCUGUCAUUACUAUUUUCCUCUAUAUUAUGCAAAUUAUUGUGAAGCUGAGCAAACUGAAGUUCUAACUACCCAUUCAUUACUGCUUGACUCUUUGUCCAAUCUCCAUAUGUGGAUGCAAUCAAAUCCUCGUCCAAUCUGCAAACCUAUCUAAUCCGGUCUGUGACUGGGGCCAUCUUGGCAUUGCAUGUCCUAAAUUAUAAUUUUUUAAUUAUAUUAAAGCUUUACUGUUCUUCAGUUGGCAUGGUUAUAUAUACUCAUUAAGAAAAUGCCAUUUCUUUUAGCAAAAACUUAAAUUUGCUUAAAUGUGCUAAAAGGCUUUUAUUAUAAGAAAAUCAUUUGCAAGAAUUAAAUAUAUAGACCAAAAACCCAAAUGUUGGUAUACAGGUACAGGUACCGUAUUACCAACACAGGAUAUAAAUAGGCUACGUUUGAUAUAUGAUGUUCUGUAUCAUUAGAGAGCUAUUUUACUUGGCUUGUGAAGAAAAUCACAGAAGACUAAAUUCCAUCAAUAGCCUUUCUUUUUAAUGUACCAUUUUGAAAAUGUCAGGCCAUUUGGUGGGGAAGAGAUAAUGGAUUUUAUUUUCUGUCAUAUGCAAGUUUAUCAGCACACAAUGCUACUAAUUAAUACUCAGCUGUAUUCCAAAGAAUGAAGUAAUAACGAAAAGUAUACACAUACUACUGCUUAAGUCAUACAAUAAACCUUGAUCAUUAUUUAUUUAGCUCGCACUAAAACACUUCAUGCAUCUUCAGUAAUUUGCUGUGUUGUGCUAAAUGGUCAUGCUUUUUCCAUCCUGGGGAGGAUUUUUAUUUGGCUUUCAAUGCUCAUGGCUGAUGGGAUAUUGUGUUUUUCUGCUCAGGUCUUUUCUAUUGACUGCCUCAAUUUGAUAAAGUUUCUCUUUGGUCACAUUUGACAAUAAAUUAAAGGUUAGUGUUUUGAGUAAAGGGGUACUAGUUUCAUCUCUGCAACCUGAAAUCAGGUUUCUAAGCCUGCACAUAAUUUGUUCACUUCGCUUUGAGGCUGUAAGGGUAAUUGGCAUGGUCAAUGCAGGAAUUGAGGCAGUGAUAGAGAAGUUGAAGCUACACCUGUUAUGGUGAGGUAGAAAGUGCACAGAAUUAUCCCAGUUUGUAGUUUGCUGUCAAUCCCUGCCACAGUCAAGUGCACACAGAUCAGCUUUGGUGAUAUGCAAACAGUUGGUCUUGCACUGUAGCCCCUGAUUUUCCUUAUUCAGGAAGAAGGAAGCAAAAGGAUGAUGAAAGAACAUCAGAAAUGCAAUUAAAGAGCCAGCAACACAACACUGCUCAUCAAUGCCUAAAUACUCUGGAAUUCAGAUCAUUAGAACUCAUACAGCUGGGAUCUGUAGCUAUUGACUCUGCCUUAGAUAUUGCCAAUUGUAAUAAAAUGAUGUAUUCAAUCAGGAAUGUAUUAUGUACUAUGUAUAAAUCAACUUUGUUUAGAAACUUGAUAUACAGAAUUCAAAUUAACCAUGCAAUAAAAUAUUAGGAUCAGGAGCAUAACUUUUUUUGUAUACAAACAUUCUUUAUUCCUCUGUUCAUUUGCUUUAAUCAAAGAUUAUAGUGCAAUUUUUUUUAUAAUUUGUAAUUUAGUUGUAUUUCUGAUCUAUUUUGUCCAGUUAUCAACUUGACAGGAUAGGCAAUGAAUUUAUUUUCGUAAUUACUUGAUAUUUCCAGACUAAAAGAAAAGUUAGUGCUUUCGUCAAUUA